Dicrocoelium dendriticum is the source of this 8369-nucleotide messenger RNA. NCBI's taxonomy places the organism in Eukaryota, Metazoa, Platyhelminthes, Trematoda, Plagiorchiida, Dicrocoeliidae. The record is from the annotation of a GenBank genome assembly.
GAGUGUAUGUACGGUUGGCGUGAAUGGAAGUUUGUGUUGCGUACCAGUAGAGUUCUGCUUCCUCGUUCGGGGCUUUGGUCGUGCUUGUUCAAGACCCUGUGUGCAGGGUACUAGUGUACGCGUAGAUACAACAGUGACGUCGCGGGCUGUGGACCAUUACAUUGGCAUUUCACCUUCUACCUCCAGAAGCCUUUUGGUGCAAUCCUGCUACUAGACCUACGGAGAGUGAUUGGAUCCAAUGGAGAACGUCUUUCACGAAUUACUUGGACCUACUCCCAGCAACUACUACUUACGAUGAGAAGCAGAAACUGUAACUACUUCGUCACCUGUUGGGCAAUGAAGGUCAACGUUAUUUCGAUGCGUUAGAUCUGAAGAAAUUCGAUACACUUACAAUGGCAUUGGAUGUACUCGAUCAGUCAUGGGGUGCACGGCCAAACAUUUUCGCUGAACGCUACAAAUUCUGCUGUUUGAGGCAAGAAGAUGCAGAGCCACUGGAACAAUUUGUCGCUCGUUUAAUUCGGUCUGUAAAAACCUGUGACUACACUAGCAUCCCGAAGAAUAAACUUGAGAGUGUUAUGCUGACGCAGCAGUUGAUAACCGGUAUAAAGGAUAAUCGUAUACGCGAAAAGCUACUUUCCGAAGAUCCGUCAAAACUUACCUGGGAGAGAGCCAUAGAGAUCGCAAGACUAAUAAAAGCCGCCGUUGAACAUUCGAGCCUAUUCAAGUCGAGUGAUAUACUAGAAGUCAGUAAGAUUCAGCACAAGGGUUCCAGUCAACCUCAGAAUUCGACUGUUUCGUGCUAUAGAUGUGGGAGUUCUCGCCACAAAGCUGACUGUCAAACAUGUCCGGCUCGUACAGCUGAGUGUAAAAGCUGUGGUAAACUGGGCCACUUCGCCAGAUGCUGCCGCUCGCGUCGAGUCGCGUUAAUUGACCAACAAAAUGAUGUUUCCACCUCACCGACUACACCGAAUGUUUUUUCUAUCAGAAGACGAUUACAACCAGAAACACGACGAAUUGCUUCGCUGGAACCCAAGCUCCCUGCUCCUGACAUACGUACCGUUACACUCCAUGGGCUUAACACUUCUGUACCAGUGACUAUGGAGCUAGACUCGGCAUCGCCGAUAACAAUUAUCCCGUCCAGCAUUUACGACAAUUACCUGCAAGACAUUCCAUUACAUCCUACGUCGUAUAAAUUCGAAUCGUACACAAAUUCACGUGUGCAAAUUCGGGGAUAUAUAAUGACGAAACUCAGUUUACUCUCAGUCGCAUCUGAUGUUGCUGUGUAUGUUGCCUCCGAAGACAGUCCAGCCUUGCUGGGGCGAAAUGCUAUGGUUGCCCUCAACAUAACACCAUCUAUCGAGCGAAUGCGCAUCAUGACACUCAAAACAUCAGUACUUAAAAGCUUAUAUCCCAAAUUAUUUACUGAGUCGAUUGGCCGGAUUCCAUCUGCUGCUCAUCGAAUAUGCCUUAAAAAGGACGCUAAACCGUUUUCGAUUUCGCAGCCACGUCCUAUUCCAUUGGCCAAACGUACGAUGGUAGAAAAGGCCAUACAAGAGAUGAUUUCCAACGAUUUGAUAGAGCCAGUUAACUGUUCCGAAUGGGUGCAUCCCAUGGUCACGGUGUUAAAGAAGGACGGUACUGUGCGCAUAUGCAACGACUUGAAAGCGUUGAACAGUCAGAUCGUCGUCGAAAAAUUCGUUCUUCCCACAGUUGACGAGUUGUUGGUCAAGAUAACUGGCGCGCGAUUUUUCUCAAAACUAGACCUGAGGAAGGCCUUUUUCCACAUGCCAUUGACACCAGAAUCCAGACCACUUACGGCUUUUCUGACAUCGAGUGGUCUAUUCCAGUACAAAGUCUUGCCGAUGGGACUUAGCUCCGCUCCAGCAGCUUGGCAGAAGUUUAUGAAUCACUCACUAGCAGAUCUACCGGGACAAAUCGCUUACAUGGAUGAUAUAUGCGUUUUCGGGAAAUCAAGAGAUGAGCACGACUCAAGGCUGCGCGCUGUGUUGCAGCGAUUGGAGAGCCUAGAUCUUCGGCUAAACCUGGAAAAGUGUAUAUUUUGUGCUACGGAUGUCGAGUUUCUUGGGUACGUCUUAUCAGCUGGUGGAAUUAGGCCAUGCGCAGCUAAUACUCGAGCUAUCACGGAAGCCCCUGUACCGAAGAAUACAUCCGAGGUUAAGCACUUUCUUGGUUUAUGCUCGUACAACUUGCGCUAUUUGCCCGAUUUUGCAACUAUAGCGGAGCCAUUGAGAAUGCUGACAAAAGAAAAAGCUACGUUCGAUUGGGGCUCUUCGCAGCAGUCGGCCUUUGAAGAAAUUAAAAGACGCCUCGUCUCCACCCCAAUGCUGGCCAUUUUCGACGAAAACUGCCCAACAUUCGUCUCAACGGAUGCGUCAAACAUCGGUUUAGGAGCGGUCUUGUCUCAAAUUCAGAACGGUGAGGAAAAAGUGAUUGCAUAUGCUUCUAGAAAGUUAUCCCCUACUGAAGUUUCAUAUUCCGCAGGUGAAAGGGAGGCCCUUGCCUGUGUAUGGGCCUGUGAAAAAUGGCACCUGUUUCUGUUUGGUCGGAGAUUUACAUUGCGCACGGAUCAUGCUGCUCUAACUACCCUCCUCAGCCGAGGAACCAAUGGUCACAGGCCACUACGGAUUAACCGCUGGUAUGCGCGGUUACUGAACUAUGAUUUUCAAAUCAUCUUCCGCCCUAGCUCCGAGAACCGUAUGGCAGAUAGCUUAUCACGUCUCCCAUUGGAUGAUUCCGACAAGAAUGAAGACGACGAAGAAAAAGUCAUGAUUUCUGCUUUACAAUCAAGUGAGCUCUCCGCGGUUACUAAACAAGAGCUUCAAGAAGCUAACCGGAGUGAUUCAUAUGUGCAAGAUGUCAUUCACUAUCUCUCUCAAGGCUGGCCUCGCUACGCGAAGUUGAGUGGUGAACUACGGGCGUUUUAUGUUUUACGACAUGAGCUAGCGGUCGUUGAUGAUUGCCUUAUGCGAGGAUCGCGAUUCGUAGCUCCACAGAAACUGACAUCAAAAAUUAUCCAAUGUGCACACGAGGGACAUCCGGGUAUCGUACGGACGAAGCGCCGACUUCAAGAAUACUUUUGGUGGCCAAAAAUGAAUAAAAUGGCAGAGGCGUGUGUCCGGUCUUGCGAUGCAUGUCAGAAGGCCGACAAGAGCUCCAAACCAAUCGAUGCCCCCAUCCAACCUGUUACUUAUCCAAUGAAACCUUGGUCGAAGGUGGCGAUUGACAUCAUGGGACCGUUUCAUUCUGCGCCACAGCACCAGAGGAACUGCUUAGUUGCCACGUGCUAUUACAGUAAGUGGCCGGAAAUCCAUUUGUGUGGCGAUGUGACCACCUCAACCGUUAUACGGUGGCUGAAACAUCUGUUUGCUAGAUUUGGGUUUCCUGAGGAAAUUGUGACAGACAACGGACCACAAUUCACGAACUAUGAGUUUAAACGUUUCUUACAACUUCGUGAUGUGAAGCACGUACAUACUGUCCCGUACAACCCAGCUGCCAACGGCAUGGUUGAGCGCACUAAUCGCACGCUAAAGGAAACUAUACAGACAGCACGUUUGUCCGGCAGGCAGUGGGAAGAUGCCGUUUUGGAGGCUCUGUUUACUCACCGAACAUCGCACCACAGAGCGACUGAUCGCACGCCAGGUGAGCUGAUGUUUGGCAGGAAGUUGCGUACGAAAUUAAACGCAGCUAUUUCGGCUGCAGAAAACAACGACCCCCACCAACUGGAACGUCGCCGGGGUUAUCAGUCAUCCUACGAAAAACGGGCCACAUCGCUGCGUCCUGGAACGUUGGUCAGGCUAAAGGAGAGGCAAACACGUAAAGGAGAACCGGCACUGACGAGACCCAUCAGAAUUACUCGUGCGCUAGGGCCAGGAACUUAUGAGUUAGCAGACGGCCGACGAGUCAACGCCAGACAGCUAUAUUCAGCACUUCAACCGAAGCAGUGUCCUGAAGCGAGGGCCACCGCAGUGAACCAACCGCUGAAGAGGGGGAGUAGUGUGGCAGCGCGUACGCGCGGGCCUUACCACGACCGCACUUCGUAGCUUGUGAUUGGAUGCCUGUCCGUUCGCGAUCAAUACCAGGGUUGUUUUGAAUAUACUGAGUGUAUGUACCGUUGGCGUGAAUAGAAGUUUGUGUUGCGUACCAGUAGAGUUCUGCUUCCUCGUUCGGGGCUUUGGUCGUGUUUGUUCAAGACCCUGCGUGCAGGGGACUAGUGUACGUGUAGAUACAACAGUGGCGUCGCGGGCUGUGGACCAUUACAAUGGCAUUUCACCUACUACCUCCAGAAGCCUUUUGGUGCGAUCCUGCUACUAGACCUACGGAGAGUGAUUGGAUCCAAUGGAGAACGUCUUUCACGAAUUACUUGGACCUACUCCCAGCAACUACUACUUACGAUGAGAAGCAAAAACUGAAACUACUUCGUCACCUGUUGGGCAAUGAAGGUCAACGUUAUUUCGAUGCGUUAGAUCUGCAGAAAUUCGACACACUUACAAAGGCAUUGGAUGUACUCGAUCAGUCAUGGGGUGCACGGCCAAACAUUUUCGCUGAACGCUACAAGUUCUGCUGUUUGAGGCAAGAAGAUGCAGAGCCACUGGAACAAUUUGUCGCUCGUUUAAUUCGGUCUGUAAAAACCUGUGACUACACUAGCAUCCCGAAGAAUAAACUUGAGAGUGUUAUGCUGACGCAGCAGUUGAUAACCGGUAUAAAGGAUAAUCGUAUACGCGAAAAGCUACUUUCCGAAGAUCCGUCAAAACUUACCUGGGAGAGAGCCAUAGAGAUCGCAAGACUAAUAAAAGCCGCCGUUGAACAUUCGAGCCUAUUCAAGUCGAGUGAUAUACUAGAAGUCAGUAAGAUUCAGCACAAGGGUUCCAGUCAACCUCAGAAUUCGACUGUUUCGUGCUAUAGAUGUGGGAGUUCUCGCCACAAAGCUGACUGUCAAACAUGUCCGGCUCGUACAGCUGAGUGUAAAAGCUGUGGUAAACUGGGCCACUUCGCCAGAUGCUGCCGCUCGCGUCGAGUCGCGUUAAUUGACCAACAAAAUGAUGUUUCCACCUCACCGACUACACCGAAUGUUUUUUCUAUCAGAAGACGAUUACAACCAGAAACACGACGAAUUGCUUCGCUGGAACCCAAGCUCCCUGCUCCUGACAUACGUACCGUUACACUCCAUGGGCUUAACACUUCUGUACCAGUGACUAUGGAGCUAGACUCGGCAUCGCCGAUAACAAUUAUCCCGUCCAGCAUUUACGACAAUUACCUGCAAGACAUUCCAUUACAUCCUACGUCGUAUAAAUUCGAAUCGUACACAAAUUCACGUGUGCAAAUUCGGGGAUAUAUAAUGACGAAACUCAGUUUACUCUCAGUCGCAUCUGAUGUUGCUGUGUAUGUUGCCUCCGAAGACAGUCCAGCCUUGCUGGGGCGAAAUGCUAUGGUUGCCCUCAACAUAACACCAUCUAUCGAGCGAAUGCGCAUCAUGACACUCAAAACAUCAGUACUUAAAAGCUUAUAUCCCAAAUUAUUUACUGAGUCGAUUGGCCGGAUUCCAUCUGCUGCUCAUCGAAUAUGCCUUAAAAAGGACGCUAAACCGUUUUCGAUUUCGCAGCCACGUCCUAUUCCAUUGGCCAAACGUACGAUGGUAGAAAAGGCCAUACAAGAGAUGAUUUCCAACGAUUUGAUAGAGCCAGUUAACUGUUCCGAAUGGGUGCAUCCCAUGGUCACGGUGUUAAAGAAGGACGGUACUGUGCGCAUAUGCAACGACUUGAAAGCGUUGAACAGUCAGAUCGUCGUCGAAAAAUUCGUUCUUCCCACAGUUGACGAGUUGUUGGUCAAGAUAACUGGCGCGCGAUUUUUCUCAAAACUAGACCUGAGGAAGGCCUUUUUCCACAUGCCAUUGACACCAGAAUCCAGACCACUUACGGCUUUUCUGACAUCGAGUGGUCUAUUCCAGUACAAAGUCUUGCCGAUGGGACUUAGCUCCGCUCCAGCAGCUUGGCAGAAGUUUAUGAAUCACUCACUAGCAGAUCUACCGGGACAAAUCGCUUACAUGGAUGAUAUAUGCGUUUUCGGGAAAUCAAGAGAUGAGCACGACUCAAGGCUGCGCGCUGUGUUGCAGCGAUUGGAGAGCCUAGAUCUUCGGCUAAACCUGGAAAAGUGUAUAUUUUGUGCUACGGAUGUCGAGUUUCUUGGGUACGUCUUAUCAGCUGGUGGAAUUAGACCAUGCGCAGCUAAUACUCGAGCUAUCACGGAAGCCCCUGUACCGAAGAAUACAUCCGAGGUUAAGCACUUUCUUGGUUUAUGCUCGUACAACUUGCGCUAUUUGCCCGAUUUUGCAACUAUAGCGGAGCCAUUGAGAAUGCUGACAAAAGAAAAAGCUACGUUCGAUUGGGGCUCUUCGCAGCAGUCGGCCUUUGAAGAAAUUAAAAGACGCCUCGUCUCCACCCCAAUGCUGGCCAUUUUCGACGAAAACUGCCCAACAUUCGUCUCAACGGAUGCGUCAAACAUCGGUUUAGGAGCGGUCUUGUCUCAAAUUCAGAACGGUGAGGAAAAAGUGAUUGCAUAUGCUUCUAGAAAGUUAUCCCCUACUGAAGUUUCAUAUUCCGCAGGUGAAAGGGAGGCCCUUGCCUGUGUAUGGGCCUGUGAAAAAUGGCACCUGUUUCUGUUUGGUCGGAGAUUUACAUUGCGCACGGAUCAUGCUGCUCUAACUACCCUCCUCAGCCGAGGAACCAAUGGUCACAGGCCACUACGGAUUAACCGCUGGUAUGCGCGGUUACUGAACUAUGAUUUUCAAAUCAUCUUCCGCCCUAGCUCCGAGAACCGUAUGGCAGAUAGCUUAUCACGUCUCCCAUUGGAUGAUUCCGACAAGAAUGAAGACGACGAAGAAAAAGUCAUGAUUUCUGCUUUACAAUCAAGUGAGCUCUCCGCGGUUACUAAACAAGAGCUUCAAGAAGCUAACCGGAGUGAUUCAUAUGUGCAAGAUGUCAUUCACUAUCUCUCUCAAGGCUGGCCUCGCUACGCGAAGUUGAGUGGUGAACUACGGGCGUUUUAUGUUUUACGACAUGAGCUAGCGGUCGUUGAUGAUUGCCUUAUGCGAGGAUCGCGAUUCGUAGCUCCACAGAAACUGACAUCAAAAAUUAUCCAAUGUGCACACGAGGGACAUCCGGGUAUCGUACGGACGAAGCGCCGACUUCAAGAAUACUUUUGGUGGCCAAAAAUGAAUAAAAUGGCAGAGGCGUGUGUCCGGUCUUGCGAUGCAUGUCAGAAGGCCGACAAGAGCUCCAAACCAAUCGAUGCCCCCAUCCAACCUGUUACUUAUCCAAUGAAACCUUGGUCGAAGGUGGCGAUUGACAUCAUGGGACCGUUUCAUUCUGCGCCACAGCACCAGAGGAACUGCUUAGUUGCCACGUGCUAUUACAGUAAGUGGCCGGAAAUCCAUUUGUGUGGCGAUGUGACCACCUCAACCGUUAUACGGUGGCUGAAACAUCUGUUUGCUAGAUUUGGGUUUCCUGAGGAAAUUGUGACAGACAACGGACCACAAUUCACGAACUAUGAGUUUAAACGUUUCUUACAACUUCGUGAUGUGAAGCACGUACAUACUGUCCCGUACAACCCAGCUGCCAACGGCAUGGUUGAGCGCACUAAUCGCACGCUAAAGGAAACUAUACAGACAGCACGUUUGUCCGGCAGGCAGUGGGAAGAUGCCGUUUUGGAGGCUCUGUUUACUCACCGAACAUCGCACCACAGAGCGACUGAUCGCACGCCAGGUGAGCUGAUGUUUGGCAGGAAGUUGCGUACGAAAUUAAACGCAGCUAUUUCGGCUGCAGAAAACAACGACCCCCACCAACUGGAACGUCGCCGGGGUUAUCAGUCAUCCUACGAAAAACGGGCCACAUCGCUGCGUCCUGGAACGUUGGUCAGGCUAAAGGAGAGGCAAACACGUAAAGGAGAACCGGCACUGACGAGACCCAUCAGAAUUACUCGUGCGCUAGGGCCAGGAACUUAUGAGUUAGCAGACGGCCGACGAGUCAACGCCAGACAGCUAUAUUCAGCACUUCAACCGAAGCAAUGUCCUGAAACGAGGGCCACCGCAGUGAACCAACCGCUGAAGAGGGGGAGUAGUGUGGCAGCGCGUACGCGCGGGCCUUACCACGACCGCACUUCGUAGCUUGUGAUUGGAUGCCUGUCCGUUCGCGAUCAAUACCAGGGUUGUUUUGAAUAUACUGAGUGUAUGUACCGUUGGCGUGAAUAGAAGUUUGUGUUGCGUACCAGUAGAGUUCUGCUUCCUCGUUCGGGGCUUUGGUCGUGCUUGUUCAAGACCCUGCGUGCAGGGGACUAGUGUACGUGUAGAUACAACA